Messenger RNA from Podarcis lilfordi (Lilford's wall lizard), 333 nucleotides. Lineage: Eukaryota; Metazoa; Chordata; Lepidosauria; Squamata; Lacertidae. The record is from the annotation of a GenBank genome assembly.
AUGCCACCAAAGGACGAUAAGAAGAAGGAGGACGCGGGCAAGUUGGCCAAGAAGGACAAGGACCCCAUCAACAAGUCCAGUGGAAAAGCCAAGAAGAAGAAGUGGUCCACAGGGAAAGUAAGAGACAAGCUGAACAACCUUGUUCUGUUUGACAAAGCUACUUACGACAAGCUGUGCAAGGAGGUGCCAAACGACAAACUCAUCACACCUGCUGUGGUCUUUGAAAGGCUGAAGAUUCGAGGCUCCUUGGCUUCUCAGCAAAGGCCUAUUCAAACUGGUGUCCAAUCACAGAGCCCAGGUCAUCUACACCCAAAACACCAAGGGGGGGGGUGA